Molecule: messenger RNA, 13455 nt
Organism: Xyrichtys novacula (pearly razorfish)
Lineage: Eukaryota; Metazoa; Chordata; Actinopteri; Labriformes; Labridae
Source: the annotation of a GenBank genome assembly
AUGGUGCAGCCCAUCGUCAGGUCCAGACAGGAGUAUGAUCUGUACUGGCCUCGCCUGGGUGGUCGGAGCAGCUCCAGGACCCCUCCACCUGGCUCUACCUCUCCCUCCGAGACCAUUCAGCUUGGGAACAGGUUCGAAGUGCUGGGAAAGCUGAAUAAAAAUCCACCCAACUGCCUGGAUCCUCCCGCCAGCCCGGUCCAUCCACUACCUAGGCUCCUCCCGUCGGGUCCAACAAGAGCCUCUCGCCACUCUGGAGCAGUGGCACACAGGGAGGCAGGAGCCUCACAGCGCACUGGAGGAGAGUCACACCGCGCACCGCUACAGCACACCUCAUCCAGGGGAAGGAGCCCCCUGCCACCAGGUGAGCCACAGCGUCAGCAGCCAACAACGCUGGUGAUAGGAGACUAUUAUCCGUCAUGUCAGAACCCACUCGGCACUGACGUGCUGCUUACCCGGCGCCACAGUCCGCGACAUCACCACUGAAGCUACCGAGCUCAUUUCAAACAGUCCAGGAAUCACAACAGUAAUAAUCCACGCAGGCACAAAUUCAAUUCAAUAUAACUUUAUUGUCCCCGCAGGGAAAUUUGUCGUGGACAGUCAGUACUGCUAAAUAACAACUGCAUUGCAUAAUGCGCGAACCAGAAACACAUACAGACAUACAGACAGCCGACAGUUCUGCAUUAACAGACAUAUCACAUCAUCUUCUCAUUUCACACAAAUGGGUACAUUUUCAGAGCCAGACCACAGAUAUUGCAUAACCCUAGUUGCAGAGAAGAAACAAGUUUCAAUGGUACUUAGAAAGGCCUACCAAAGGUGGCAGAUAAAUGGGUACUGAUAAGGAAUAUUUAUAAAGUGCAGAGUGACAUUUAUGGUUCUAAGAACCAAGAUAAGUAAUUAAAAACAAUAAAAGAAUUUUAAGAAUACUAAAGAGAUAGAGAAUAAUAUCUCAGCGAAUUAAGAACCUUUUAAGAUAUUGCAGGUGGUUUGUUCAAGAGGUGGAUGGAUGUUGGGAGGAAAGAGAGCUUGUAGCGAUUGCUUUUGUAUCUGCUUGCUCUGUAUCUUCUCCCCGAGGGCAAUAAUUCAUAUUCUGUAUACAGAAUAUGUGAAGGAUCGUUUAAAAUGCUAUGUGCCAGAUUUACUACUGUACCUUCGAAAAUUGACUGGAGGGUCAGGUAAUCCUUGAUGCCGAUUAUUUUCAUAGUUGUUUUUACCUGCUUUUCUAACCUCGACUUGCACUGGACUGAUAGAAAAUAGAUAGAAAAUGAUCAUGACCCUGGUACUCACACCAAGCAGCCUUAAUCGGCGAAGAAAGUGCAGUCUCUGGGCUAGUUUAGUGCAUAAAAUAUCAAUGUGCACAUGCCAUUUAAGUAGGUUAUCGAUAUGUGUGCCCAAGUAUUUUUAAGAUCCCACCUGCUCAAUUUCACAGUCGUUAAUAUUCACACAGUCAUGCUCUCUCACCUCCCUAGGAUCAAAGAUCAUCUCUUUAGUUUUAGUGGUAUUGAGGAUGAGGUGACGCAUCUUACACCAGUCUUUAAAAGUGUCAAUCUCAUUGUGAUAGACUGAUGGGCAGUUAUCCACGUGUAACAGGCUUAGGAUGAUUGUAUCAUCUGAAAAUUUGAUUACAUGAUUUUUGUGGUUACUGCUUCGGCACUAAUUUGUGUACAGAGUAAACAAGAAAGGUGAGCUUACGGCUCCCUGGGGUACUCCAGUACUGCAGUAUUUCACCUGAGAAAGUGUGCCAUUUACAUUGACUUGCUGUGACCUGUUAGUUAAGAGUGAAUAGAACCAAGAGCUAAAAUCUGUGAAUAAAACCUGUGCAUAAGCUUUGGGGUCUUCCAGGUGCUUACUAAGUGAGAUACACAGGUUACAGCAUCCUCAGUGCUUCUUCCCUUCCAAUAUGCAAACUGGAGGGGAUCAAGACAAGGAGAAAUCACAGGUUUUAUCAAGCUUAAGAUUGCCCUCUCAAAACAUUUCAUGACUCCACACGUUAAGGCUAUCGGUCUGAAAUCUUUGUUUUGUGUAGGGCAUGAUACCUUAGGUAUAGGAACAACAAUUGACUUCUUCCACAGCACGAGGACAGUGAAGCUUCCAAGUGACAGAUUAAAAAUGGGGCACCAUGCAUCUGUUAACUCUUCAGAAAAGUGUUUUAGUAAGAUCGAGGGCAGUCCAUCAGGGCCCUUGGAUUUCUUAGUGUUCACAUUUCUAAAAAUGGACUGUACAAGUUUAGGUUCAAUCACCACCACACGAUCUGAAGAAUCAUUGAGAGUGUCCAAGAUCUCAUCAGUCCUCAAGGUAGUGUUCUGUGAGUCAAACCUUAGAAAGAAGUCAUUUAACUCAUUUGCUCUGUCUUGGUCGUUUGACGUAAUGAGCUGUUUCUGAUUGGAGUUCAUGUUUGUUAUUGUUUUCAUGGAGUCCCACAGAGAUUUGCUGUCCAUAAGCUAAAGCUCUGUUCUAGUUUAACCCUGUGUUUUUCUCUGGCCUGCUUAAGCAUUGAGUUGAUUUCUUUCUGGGCAGAAACCACACCGACACGGUCCUUAUUUUUGAAGGCCAGCUUCUUCUUAUUGAUGCAGGACUUGACCUCUUUGGUAAUGUGUGGCUUGUUGUUGGGGAAAUGUUUGACCUCCUUUUUUGGGACAACAUUGUCUACACAGAAUUUGAUGUAUUCUGUAAUAGUCUCAGUAGGCUUGUUUAGCUCCAAACAGUGAAAGACAUUCCAGUCUUUGCAGGAGAAACAUCCUCUCAGGGUCUCAAUGCUGUCCUCAUUCCACUGAAGCACAGUUUUUUGUUGGGGCUUACUGGAUUUAGGCACUGUAUUUUAUGUGGGCAUCAGCUGGAUUGUCAAACGGUCAGAGUUUGAGAGAGGGGGGAGGGCCUUGGCCUUAAAGGCAUUUUUUAUGUUCCCAAAGUACUUAUCUAAAAUUUUGUCAUUACGAGUGCCACAUUUAACAUAUUGAUAAAAUCCAGGGAGAGCAAGUUCAAGACGACAAUGAUUGAAAUCCCCGAGUACAAAAACAGGGGCCUCCAGUGUGCGCUGCAUUUGGUUGUGCAUACAUUCAGCCAAGCGAUUUGCAGCUCUAGCUGCGUUUCCACUAGGUGGAAUAUAAGCUGCACAUAUGAUUACAUUACCAAACUCUCUUGGUAAGUAGAAGGGUCGCAUUGAUAUACAGAGCAGUUCAAGAUCGGGGUCACAUAUUGUUCCUCUGACAAUAACUUGAGAACACCAAUUGUCUUUGACAUACACACAUAUGCCUCCUCCCUUGAGUUUCCCCGAAGAGGCUUCUCUGUCCACCCGCACACAGGAGAAGCCCUCCAGUUGGACUGAGGUGUCAGGGAUAUCUUUACAGAGCUGUGUCUUCGUUAAAACCAUACACAAUACACAACUCUCUGUACUCGUAGCAGUUGCAUGUGCAUAGUCUUCGCUCGUCCAUUUUGUUAUAUAAUGAGAGCACAUUACUUAAAAUAAUUGAGGGGAGUGGUGGCUUGUUACCCCUUCUUUGUAGCCACUGUCUGACUCCUCCACGCUUCCCCCUCUUCCGCUGUUGGAGUCUGGCGGUGUGUCUCCUCUCUGCCGAAGAGCAAGCAGGGCCUCCCUGGUGUACGCUCGAUGCACUCCGUUGAGCGCAGUGGAUGUGGAAGGUGAAGGCAGGCUCUUGCACAGGAGCUCGCCCACCACCAGAAAAAGAAGCAGCAGAGAUAUGAGGGUCGGCAUAGCUCCGUGUCUGCCCACCUGUCCUUAGGUGCAGGGCUGCAGCUGAAGGAGUUGUAGCCGAUUUGGCUGUUUAGCCAAAUGCUAACUAGCACUGCUAGUCUCCAGUAGACUAGCAUUUGAGGUUAUCUUGACCACCACUACUGCUCUCAAAGUCUGAGGUAAGCCAGUUUGGUUUCAUCUCAAUCAUUGCUGCAGAGCACAUAACCCACCUGGGACUGUGAGAAUGGAGACUGUGAGAUCACAACCCGGACCGGAUAGGGGCGACGACGAAGCCUCGCCAGGAGAAAUCCGGCUAUCCAGAGAUAGCCACGAGGAAAGGGACGCUGAUCCUGGGCCAAGCAGGCAAUCGCAAAGGCUGGCAGAAAAAAGAAGAGACAGCAGAGAAACAGAGAAUAGUGGCUAUUGACCUGCUAAGCAAAGUCAGACAUCAGAAGAGUCAGGACACACACCUACACCAGAAGAGUCAGAACAUGAGGCGGAUGGGUCAGGUAGAUCAGGCACACAAAUGCCGGGCACACACAUGAGUGUGACCUGGCUAGCACAUUUAAUUGGGAAACACAUCAGUGGGAACAGGACAUGGAAUAAUAAAUGUUGGUGGCGAUGUUGUCAUGGCUGAUCAUCAGUGGGAUCCAAACCAUUUUAAAUCCCACAUGUGAGAAUUGUGGUGAAGAGAGGCUUACAAGAUGUGCUUUAGCUGCUGGAGUGAUGGCAACAAUGCAAACAGAAAUUCCAUAGAACAGGUGUUGGCAAGCUUGGCUAGUCAGCUAAUACCUCAUCACAUGACUAAGAUUCAGAAAGCAAAACCCUCCAAUCCGGAGGAUGCAAUUGCUGACCUCCUGGGAACAGCCUUACCCACGACACUAUGUGACAAAGAGCUCACUAGAUGCAUGUCUGUCGUGAUGUCUUCUCAGCUUGACUAUAAAGACUACUUGAUGGAAUGCUCUUUUGCAAAGAUAAAGGCACAAAGAGAAGAAAACACAGCUCCAGAUGUGAGGCAUUGAAGCUUCUGUCACUAUGUCAUGAAGAAAAUCUCAAAUCUCAAAGACAAGAUUGAAAGACUUGAUAAAACUUUACCAAAAAGAGAAAGAACUUGAUGAAGCCAAUAAACAGCUUGCUAAAACCACAGAGGAUCUGAGGUCAGAAUCCCUGCUAGAGCAAGCAACAGAAGAUCUAAAAGCUUUGAAAGCACUGGUCAAAGUGCAUGCUGAAGCUCUUGCAACAGAGGAGAAACAAACUUCUACCUUACAGCACCAGCUCAAGGUAGCUCAAAGACAGUUAAUUUUCUGUCAAGAACAGCAAGACAAGAAAGACAAAGAACUUGAAGAUGUCCAAGGAGAGUUACAACACUUCCUCCAGUCAAGUUGAGCCCAAAGAGAACAUAUGGGGCAAACCUUUCUUGAAGAAAGGAAAGGUGAUCAGCCUCUUGAGAGAGCUGCAUCACUUCCUUCCCAACCAACUCUUAAGUAUCUUUCACAGCAUCAUGACAGGACAUUUCUUGACCUUGGGAAGUCACCCUUGAACCAACAGUCCUACUCUCCUUCUCAUGAUGGCUUCUUACCAUUUCCCUCAAACAGGGAUCUUGACAAAAUUGCUCGCAACAUAGCAUGCUUUGAACCUGAGCACCAAGCUGCUAUUGACACCCACACCUACUUGAAAGACAUCGACAUCUACCUGGGGAAAUUUCCAGAUGCAACCAUUGAUGAAAAAACCUACCUUAUAAAGGCGACUUCAAGUCGAGAGGUUAGCAGUUUCCUUGAACGACAGCCUUAUCAUGUCAGAAAUGAUUUUGACUUGCUCUGUCAAGCAUUAAUCAAAGAGUUUUCUGACCAUUUAACCCAGUCAGGCUUCUCUGCUGCUGCUCUCUAUUAAACAAGGGAGAUCAGACACUCCUCAACAAUAUUACAACCGCUUAUGCAAAGCGUACUUUGGUUCUCGAAAUGAACCAGGAAUGGAGGAUGACUUGAACUUCAAAACGCUGAUCAGCCAGAACCUCCACCCUACCACCAGUCAUCAUCUUCGCGUCUUCGCUUGUCCAAACAUUUUGACUAGCUGACAGCUUUGUGAACUUCCUGUAAAAGGUUUUGCCAAACAACGACAAACUUUGGCUAAGAAAGCAGAGCCUGUUACUCUCUUGGCUGUGGAGACAAAAUCACUGCCCAUGGAGCUGAAUGAAGCUCCACACUAUGUAUUUUCAGACUCUAAUAAGCCUCCAAAUUAGUGGUUAACCAUGUGUCCAAAACCUUUUCAACCUCAACUAGAAAAGCACUUGGAGAGUGCAGACCUCUGCCAAGCAGCUCAUGUCCCCCCUUAUAUUGUGAUUCACACCAAAACUUUGACUGUUACGUGUCUCUUAUUAACUUUUAUUUGUGUUUAAACUGGUAUGUUCACUUUUCAUAAUGUUCCUAAAACAAGAAAUGCCCUGACCCGGAUUCGAACCCAGGACUGUCUUGCUGCGAGGCGACAGUGCUAACCACUACACCACUGUGCCGCCCAUCUACACCACUGUGCCACCCAUUGGUUAUCUUUUAGCAUUGGAAAUUCCAACGACACCCUCAUUUUUGUGUGUUCUGGAUCACAGUAUCCAGAAUUUUGUCUGACUCAGGAUCAACCUUUGACACCUUAUAAAACUCAUUGAGAUCCUUUUGUGUAAUUUUUUACUAAAGACUCUGGCCAUUUUUACAGAGUUAAAUGCAAAAAUUCCAAAAUUUGCCCUAUCUCACAAUGAUAAAGAAUCCUUCAAAAAAUUCCUGGAUCCAGAAGGCGAUCCGGAUCACCACCAAAAUGUAAUGAGAUUGUCUUGGGGCUGAGACGGACCUCUGGUGAAAAUUUCAGGUCAAUCCGUCUGUUACUUUCUCCGUAAAGUUUUUCACAGACAAACCAAAAUAAACAAACAACAAACCAACGCUACCGAAAACAUAACCUCCUCGGCGGAGGUAACAAACUCACAAAGGUCAAAGUUACACACCAAGGCCCAGGUCUGACACAGACCAACGCCAGUUAAACUUUAAGACCAACUGCUGUCCCUCAGAUUCCCAUCAGGGUGGGUUUUAUCCCAGGCAAAGGGAAAACCAUCAACACUGCCAAAGGGGGGUAAAUGACUGGCAGAAUCACAGUAAAUCACACUCUCAAAAAUGACGAUCUUAUUAUCCACCUCAAUCGGUUUCAUCCACUUUGAAGGUGAAUAAACAUGACCUCUCAGCUAACCACUGAGACUAACAAACUCUGGAGUCAUGAAGGUGUGAGUCCUGUGAAAGCAGAAGUCACCCAGCCAAAGCUAAAUGACUCCAAUAAGACAUCCAAAUGCUGUGGUGAUACAUUGAUAACUGCAACCACAGUUGCAGCUUUCUUUGUUAGCAUUUGUCUCGCCUCUGUCAAUAUGGUUAGUUUGUCAGCUGUCAAAUAUCCCAUGAGUAGAUUGAAAUAUGGAAUUUUUGUCAUUAAGAACGAGAUUGACAAAUUUCAGACUCAACAGCAGAUAAUUAGUCAAACAAUUAAAAGCAUAAUCCUCAAGUUUAACAAAGUUUAAUCUCCACAGUAAACUUUUGAUGUUUGUGAUCCAGGUUGACUAUGCUCAUACACGGCUGAUUAAUGUCUAUAGAAGACAUUUCUUUUUCACCUAAAUCCUAACCAUUUUUGAAACUGAAAUUGAACUUUCAGACUUUUCCAGCAAGGGUAAAUAACAGGUAUAUCUUUAGAUUCAGUUAGCAUUCACACUAAAUAGUACUUUUCUAAAUCUCAUUAAUACUGAAAAUUAGGAGAUUUUCUUUCACAUUAGUCUACCAAUAGUUAACUGAGAGAAGUCUACCACCUAGACGAUUUUAUUUGAUAGCUUGAUGUUAUCUUAAAGCAGAUAUUAGUGAUUCACAUGAGGACGAUGAGACGCAUCAGUCCUGUCUGCAUACACCUGCUGCUGCUGCUUCGUGGUUGUCUUCUCACUGUUCCAAUGCUCCAUGGACAGGAACAUUGUGAAAAAGGGGGGACUGUAGCACCGAGACAACUCUGUGUGUGAAACCCACACAUUCCUUACAGGAAAGGUUCCUUAUCUGGUCCCAGGACACAGGAUAAUAUAAAUCUUUCCAGACUUGUUUGCCCUUUCAGGUUACCUAACUGACCAGACCGGAGGUUGACCUAAACCUCUAGCUCUUCAUGAUUGGUCAAUUCAGAGAACAGAGACAGAGUUUUUAUUACCUUUUAAACCGACUCUAUCACUGACAAACUAAAUAAACAGUAAUGCCUCAACCCAGGUUUUCCAUUUGAGAUUUACCGUCUUUAAGUGUGUGAACCCCAAGGAAAGGUCUGAGGAGCAGGACACUGACCUCCAGACCUCAGUCGUAAAACCUUGCUCAACCAUGUACUGAUAAAAACUGCAUUCCUUUGUAGAAAGAAUAUAAAUGACUGAUAAUGACAUCUUAUGCAUUCAGCAAUGUGCUAAUCUGUCUAAUCAUGAAAUCUUUGUUAGAAUUAGAUGUUUCCUGCUUUUUAUGUGCUCCAGAAGCCAAGUCAUCACUCUGACAGAAUAAAUCCUUUAUUCUUUGUUUUUUUUAGACCAACAGCUUUUCAGACUGUUUCAUGAACUUUUAAGAGUUAAAUUUAUUGACUAUGAAUCCUAACUUUACUCUAAGUAACAGAAAUAGUUUAGAAAUGUUUGGUUUGUAUUUUAAUCAUUUAUUUAGUAUUUUUAACCACAAGCUUGUUAUAAUGUCACUAAGUUCUAUUUCAGAGCAAUUUAGCAUGUGCAAUGUGAUACUUGAAACAUAAUGAGAAUGUUUGAUGUAAUCCUCCAUUUCUUCAUUUGUGUUUAGUAUCAAAUCAUUUAUCAUAAAACCAAGCAUUCAAUGAUUUAUUUAUUUAUUUUAUUGUUUUUUUGAUGUGGACAUUACAAUUACAUUGGACAAACCAGAUGCAUUGUUUGAGUGUUUUAGCACAUGUGCUAAUUUGCAACACUUGUCCACAGGAGGGUUUUGAAGUAAUAAAAGUGAUAAAAUAAAAGAAGAGUAAAAAAAAGGAAUACGGUGUGAAUAAACAUUACAACAGUAAAAGGGAGACAGUUCCUCUGACCACAUACAUAAGCUGCAAAGGCAAACGCAGAGACAACAUGGUCAAGCAAUCAACCAGUUUAAGAGAAAUUGUGUGAGCGCUGUUGUUUUGAUUUUAGCCACUGUGAUAUUAUUCAUAGUGAGUGAGUAUCAGAUCUGACUCUUUUAUCAGCCAUAAGUACAAGUUAGAUCAAAUAAUCAGGGAUCUUGAAGACCACGACCCCUCCUCUCUCUCCUCACACACACACCCCAGAGACACUCGCAGUGUGAAGGAGAUAAAACCAGUAGUUGGGGGUGCUCACUCUCUUCUUUUGUUACUCUUCUCUCUCUUAUGCUCACGCCCUUCUGUGUUCCUCUUCUUUGUUUUCUCUUAUUUCUUACUAAUUAGUCUUACUUUUUUUUAGUCAUGUAAGUUUUACGCCACAUGUUCAUUCACGUUGAUUUUUCUUUAACGUCGUCUUAGUUCAAGUUUCGAAACCUUAACUUUUUGUGCGCAUAGCAAUUCAUGAUUAAGCCUUUAACUGGUUUUUCUUUAAUUUUACACAGCCAUUUUUGAAAUAGUUUCAACUGGCCAUCGAGCCUCUUUUUCUGAGUUACCUGCAUGAUUUCAAAGUUUUGUUUUUUUCAUUUAAAUUUUAAUUGGCAACCACAGAGACAAAGGUGAUGAAUAAGCAUGAUUAAAUUAAUCCUAGCUACUAGAACGAUUUUCAGUUGAAAUAAAAUAAAAGUGAGAAAGAUGAAAAACAAAAACAGAAAGAGAAAAAAUAUAUAUAAAAUAAAUAUAUGUAGCAAUCAAGACAACCCUGUAUGUGGAACUCACACAUUCCUCACAGGAAAGUUUCCUUAUCUGGUCCCAGGACACAGGAUAUAAAUCUUUUCAGACUUGUUUGCACUUUCAGAUUACCUAACUGACCCGACCGGAGGUUGAACCUCUGACUCUUCACGAUUGGUCAAGUCAGAGAACAGAUUCUGAGUUUUUAUUACCUUUCAAACUGACUCCAUCGCUGACUAUCUAAAUAAUCAUUCAUGCCUCAAUCCAGGGGCCUUAUGUAUCAACGCUUGCGGCGCAAGAAAACCUUGCGGACGCCAAAAUCGGCGCACACGUCCAGAUUUAUCAUCGCGAAACGAGCGUCGGUUCCAGCGCUAAUCAACGCAAAGUCAGGAGGUGGUGUAGAAAUUGGCGUUGAGCCGAUACUUGCGUUGACUGUGAUUCGCACUUUGGCGACGCUGUGUGGCGGUGUUUGGUGACUCACUAUGUGACAAGCGUGCACCACAUCCCCGUGGCCGAGCAGCACGUCGCCCCACAUGACGAACCAGCAGCAAACGGAGGGAUGCGAGCUGAUCCCUGCCGGGCCGCCGUCCUCGCGCGGGAGAAUCUCAUCGCCACAGUGUGAAUGGGUAAGAAGUGAAUACACAGUUCAAUGAGCCAAAUUAAUUUAUUUUCUCCACCAGACGCUCGAGGACAUUUACGAGCCGGUCCAGCCGCUCGUUGAUCCCCGCGAUCCCCCUGAUGAUUUCUUCCUGCGAUUGCAGGACCCCCUCCGCGAGGACCCUUCCACUGCGUCCGGGUGGUCCAGCGGAAGCGCCGCGGCUGGUGGACGCUCCACCGCUUGUCGGCGCGCAGGUGCUGAUGCUGGUGCUGGGGCCGGGGGCCGGGGUGGCCCGAAUGCCGCUGGUCCUGGCCGACGACUCCGAGCCGGGGUUCCGCAAGCCGGCGACACGGCCGACACAUUGAUUUCUGUGACACAAUAAAAAUAUUUGUUCAUGUCAAUUCCUGCUUCUGUGUAUCUGUUGCGUUUACAUCUCUCUCCACGAUAUCAUAGGUAAUGUAAUCCAGUAUUUCGAGGUCAGUUAUGCACAUUACAGUUGUUUAUUGCAUAAAAAGUUAUCAAAAAUGAAGUUGAGGGCGAAGUAUAAAUCACGUCUAAAAAUAGACUGAAUCCCGACGUUGAAAUGAAGUACAAACUUAGACUAGACGUCUAAUAUACGUCUUUUGCUCAGUGGGAUGACAAAGCAUGUGGACAUUUGUGUGACACGCCACUUACCCUAUAAUAAUAAUCGCCACCACCCGCUGCUCAAACGGUGUGAGGUUCUCCUCUCGGACCCCCACCUGUCUGGCCAGUACUCCUCCGGAGGGCAGCUGUACGCCACUUGACAUCCACCUUGGGGUCCGACCACUUUUUUUAAUCUUCGCGGGGGUGCGUGUCUCGGAACCCACCGCAUUCACCCUCUCGCAAACUUUCUUCCACUCCAAGCGUUUUUGUUUUGCACUGACGCCACUGGACAGGCUGCCAAACAAAACACGCUGUCGCUCCUCCACCUCCGCCACCAGCACCUCCACCUCGCACGCCGUAAAUUUAGUUUUUCUUGUCAUUUUGUCUGCGUGCGAGGACAGGGAGACCCUAUUUAAAUAAAUCUGCAUAUUUAUAGGAGGGCGUAACGGGGACGGGCCCAGUCACUCCGACAUCUGCGCUCAAUUCCACGCUGAUUGGGAUUUAUCAAGGAAACACACGUGGAUUUCGGCGCCCGCACACAUUGAUACAUACAGAUUUUUUUCAGCGUGACGGACCUUGCGUGCGCUCGUUUCUGGUAUGAGUUCCACGCAAUUAUUGAUACAUAAGGCCCCAGGUCUCCCAUUUGAGAUUUACCAUCUUAAACACAUGGACCCCAAGGAAAGGUCUGAGGAGCAGGACACUGACCUCCAGACCUCAGUCGUAAAACCCUGCUCAACCAUGUACAGAUAAAAACUUCAUUCCUUUGGAGAAAGAAUACAAAUGACUGAUCAUGACAUCUUAUGUAUUCAGCAAUGUACUAAUCUGUCUAAUCAUUAAAUUUUUGUUAAAAUGAGAUAUGCUCCAGAAGCCAAGUCAUCACUCUGACAGAAUAAAUCCUUUAUUCUUUAAUUUCUUUAGACCAACAGCUUUUCAGACUGUUUCAUGAACUUUUAAGAGUUUAAUUUAUUGAGUAUAAAUCAUAACUUUACUAUAAGUGACAGAAAUAGUUUAGAAAUGUUUGGUUUACAUUUUAGUCAUUUAAUUAGUAUUUUUAACCAUUAGGUGGUUAUAAUGUCAUUGAAUAAUCGGAAUGUUAGUAUUUAGAAUCCAUUAUUAAUCAUGAUGAAGUUUAUUCACGUGUUACUCUUUUGUUGUUCACAGUUUCUAUGUGUUACUAUCUGUUUCAUUUCAGAGUAAUUUAGCAUGUUCAAUGUGAUACCUAAAACAUAAUUGAUGUGAUCCUACAUUUCAUUCAUAUGUGUUUAGUAUUAAAUUAUUUAUCAUGAAACAAAGCAUUCAAUGAUAUUAAUCAUAGUGAGUGAGUACCAGAUCUGACUCUUUUACCAGUCAAAAGUAUAAGUUAGAUAAAAAAAUCAGAGGUCCAAGGGGUCUCCUCUGCAGUUAGAGACCCCACGACCCCUCCUAUUUCUCCUCACACACACACACACACACACACACACCAGAGACACUCCCAGUGUGAGAAGAUAACACCAGUAAAGUGGGGUUGCUCAGGCUCUCAUAUCUCUUACGCUUCUACCAUCUCUUCUGUUCGGACCCUUCCGUGUUCCUCUUCUGUUUUCUCUUAGCUCUUACUACUUAGUCUUACUUUUUCUUAGUCUUAUUAAGUUUUACGCCACAUGUUCAUUCACGUUGAUUUUUCUUUAACAUCAUCUUAUUUCAAGUUGUGAAACUUCAACUUUUUGUGUGCAAGGCAAUUCAAGAUUAAGCCUUUAACUGAUUUUUCUUUAAUUUCGCAAAGCCAUUUUUGAAAUAGUUUCGACUGGCCAUCGAGCCUCUUUUUCUGAGUCAUCUGCAUGAUUUCAAAGUCACCUCUGAACGCCACACAGCAGGCCCAAAGUCAUCCUCUGUGCCAGAGUUCAUGGUAAGACAAAGGAGCAUCAAAUAGGAUCCAUACAACACUGGCUUUUGCUCCGGCCCGAGUGCUGCGACUCCUGGCCCAUCCUUCGGCUGACUUCUGUCGUCUUCUGAGCUGAACUGCUCGAACCGCCGGUAGCCCCAGACCUUCAGUACCUGCUCCAUCUUCUCCAAGGACCAGUCUCACUUAAGUAUGCAAACCUCCAGAGCACCAAACAGGGCUGAUGCUGUCUUGUCUCUCAUGUGGUCAUGACUCAGAUAUUUACUUAUUCUGGUAAUCCUAGGUUCAUCCAAAUCCACAUCCAAACUGCCACUUCCCCACCCAUAACCAUGGCCACAUCCUGGACCUUAUCUGUUCAACCGGCCUGGAAACAUCCCCCCCUCCUGCCAUGAUCUCCAUAUCUCUGAUCACUUGCUUAUCAAAACAGUUACAACCCUCCCCGACCCACCCAUCAGACUCAAACGAAUCAUCAACUUCCAGAACCUCAAAUCAAACAGCCCAUCUGCCCUCACCGCCGCUCUCUCUCUCAACCUCACCGCAUCACCCCCACAAGCGUCCGAUAACCCCUCUGAUCAUGUCACCUACUACAACCAGACCCUCUCCUCCUGUCUGAACCUACUUGCCCCUGUGAAAAGCAAAUCCGUCACAUUCGCCUGCUCUGCUCCUUGGUACACCCCAGCACUCCACCAGUUGAAACAAAAAAAAAAUGCCAACUUGAAAGUCUCUACAGGAAAACCGGACUCACAAUUCACCUCCAGCUCUAUACAGAUCACCUCCAUCAAUACAAAGCCACCCUCAACUCCGCCCGCUCAGCAUACUACUCCAACAUCAUCAACAUAA